AUGAAUCCAUCGACAAUUGGUCUUUCCGAAGAUGAUAUCGAAGCUGUAGUUAAAAGCUAUAUCAAGGACAAAAGAAAUCGCGUCAAUGGCAAAUUUCGGUUGGUGUCCUACCAAGUGCGGCGUCUUAGUGAAGAACCCGUAGGUUAUUUAGGUGAUCACUAUAUACUUGACGUGAAUUUGCGUGAAAAAAUGGUUCAUUAUUCGCCAGAAGAGGAAGAGGAAUACGCUGAAGAAGAGUACAUAAGCUUCUUUUUAAAAGUACUGCCAGAAAAUGUACCAAAGUUGGCGGACUACAUCAAGGAAAUGGGAUGCUUUCGGAAGGAAAUAUUGUUGUACAAACAUCUCAUUCCAAGAUUGCAGGACGUGAUGAUCGGUACACGAGCAUUUGUGCCCACGGCCUACUACACAAAGGAAGAACGAAUGGUGGUUUUCGAGAAUUUAAAAACGGACGGUUACAGCAUAGUGCAAGGUACGAAGAAUUUGCUCGAUUUUGAUCAUUUGAAAGUGGCACUCCAAGCAGUAGCAAAACUGCAUGCCUCGUCCUUAAUCCUGGAGGAGCGCUCUGGAGCUCCUAUACCGAAAUUGUUCGUAGGGUACCUGAACGAAAAUGCUUAUGUAUAUGAUGAUGAUCACGUGCGUAAAGCUAACUUAGAAAAUGCCAUUUACGUCCUGUGCGAGAUGAUUAAACGCAUUGAUGUGUACGCAAGCUUAGAACGACUAGAUGAGAUACUAACUAAGUUUUCGGACGUUGUGCGGAAGAUUUAUGACUUUAGCAUACCCUCGGUGCUAUUCCGUAACGUGUUGAAUCAUGGCGAUUUGUGGAGUAAUAACGUGAUGUUCCGGUACGAAAUGAUUCCUACAAGCGUUGAAAGUAGUAUGUGUAGCGAAGGGCGUCUGGCAGAGUUCGAGAAAGCGACGUCCGACCGUGAAGAAUCGAAGGAGCUAGAAGCAGCUGCAGCACAGGCAUCGAAACAACCAGCCUGUUCUAACGGUGAGCGUCGUCGACGAAAGCGUUCAUCCAUCAAGAAGCCAAAUCCAUUCGAAGUGUUAAGUUUAGGUAACUGGUCCGAACCGGGUGGUACUCGUCCAUCGAGUUGCAUAUUAAUCGACUUCCAAAUUGCACGUUACGCACCACCGGCCUACGACGUUCUAUCCUUAUUAAUGUCCGCAACCACAAGAAUCUUUCGGGAGCGUUAUCUCGAGGAGUUGUUGGAUGUGUACUACGACGCUCUGCGUGCUGAACUCGAUUGGUUCCAUCGGGAUGUGCGAGAGGUUUUUCCAAAUGGUUUCCCUUCCUUUCACGAUACGUGUGAUCAGUAUCGACUCGCUGGACUCAUCGAUAGUGUACUGUACCGCCAUGUGACGAUGCUCCCGGUCGAGCUCGUAGCCAGAUGUCGCGAAGAGCAUCGACUACCUGGCUCUGUUGGCAGCCCCCACCAACCGGGCGACCGAAACGCCGGAGUGGACAUUUGCCUACAAGCUUGGUCCCAAUACGAUGAUUAUCGGUUACUUAUGACGGAUAUGUUGUCCGAUUUGGUCGACCGUUAUAUACUGCAGGUUUGA
Messenger RNA from Anopheles coustani, 1563 nucleotides. RefSeq lists its product as uncharacterized. Lineage: Eukaryota; Metazoa; Arthropoda; Insecta; Diptera; Culicidae. Bases 1 to 1563 code for a protein of 520 amino acids. The transcript is spliced from 2 exons. The record is from RefSeq and is a predicted model, not a curated record.